UCCACAACACGCAUGUAUUAUAUUUGCUGUCAGUUAGCUGUAAGAAAACUUUGGGGACAUGAGCGCUGAUAAUCGCGGUGGAAAUGUGUCUGUGCCUUUUCGAAAUCUGCUGAACUCAAUCCAGUGCGUUAGAGACCGAGUCAGAGAUGGAGAGUCCAAUGAGUCAGAUGGAGCUUUUAACCUCUCCAACUUCUGGGACACUCUGAACCAGGCAGUGAAGGCAGUGUCUCAGGAAGCCACUAAACUCAGCCUGGCCUUCUCCAAACCCCCGCUACCAUCACAACAGGACGGAGAGAAGUUAGCAGAGUCCCUCCUGAAGAGUGUCCUCACCCUGUCCACAGUGUAUUAUUGGCUACCUAAGAGCCAAGGUGUUAGUCUGCGCAGACAGGUCAGAGACGCUACGGUCGAGGUUCUGGAGGGAGUCACACAGCUGCUGGAGGUCAUACUGAGCUCACCGCUGCAGAGUCUGUCCCAGGAGCAGCUGACAUCAACAGGAGGUGUGUGGUCAGCCUGCGACCACUUUGCCCAAUUACCACAAGAUAAUAAGGCAGCAGUGCUUGUGGUUCUGUCCGCUCAGAUUGGAGUUGUUAAAGAUGCCAUAGAAGAAAUUGAACAGGCGUUAUCCGAGGUCCAGGACCCGUUCAAUGACAUUCUCGACGAUGACCAGGAGCCUCGAGGCAACCAGGACACUUAUUGGUCAGAGAAGGACCGGCUCGUGAUUAGUCCGUGCCAGGGGCUGAUGAAAGCAUCAGCGGCGUGUCUAAGGAAGCUGAUGUCAGCAGUAAAAGCCAAUGGCGAUGUCACGACAUCUCAGAGCCUGGCUCAGCUCGACGACCUGGCUGACAUCACCAAGGAAAUCAGUCCUGGUGUUGAUGAUCUGGCUCUCUCCCUCUACCCACCGAUGGACUACAGCGCAGUAGAGAACAACGCUUGUAAAUUGGCAGCACUGUUGAAGAAAGUUCUGGAGAUCAUCAGGUCCAGUCAUGUGUGUGGGGAGUCACAGCUGACCUGGGUUCAGUUCUUAGAUGGAGCCGUCGAUCACAACCUGCAAAAAGCCAAAGACCUUAUUCAGCUGGACAGCUAGUGUGUGUGUGUGUGUGUGCAAUUAGAAGUGUGUCUGAUAUGUGGUUUUAUGUGCCAGUGUACGGACUGAACGACCGGUGUGGUGUGGUGCGUGUGUGUGUGUCUGUGUGUGUGUCUGUGUGUGUGUCUGUGUGUGUGUCUGUGUGUGUGUGUGUAGCGUCUAGCAUCAAGACAUGCUGAUUCAUGUCCAACAUUUAGGAAUAAAAAAAGGAACAGUUUGUGUCCUUAUCAAAGCAAUUAUUUUGUCAGCAGUCACACAGUUUAUGCUCAGAUGACAGUUUGCUAAAAACUUGCACAACCGGACCCAAGAACAACUUUGUUACAGGACAGUUUGCCAAGUGAAUCAAUUAAAAUACAAAGGUAAUCUUCCUCUAAUCGUCUUGAAUCAUGGGUCCUUGAAGCACUAGCGUAGCUGAAAGAAAUAUUGGUGUCGAUCAAAAAAAGUCAGUGUGGCACAUCGAGUUUUUUGGCUGAUGUGCACCUCUACAGACAUAACCAUCCAUCCUGAAACUACACUACAUGUUGCCACUGCUACAAGGCUGUAAAGCUGAGUUUGGCGCGGUCCAGCGUGAUGAUGUUCUGUUAUUUAAUAUAGCCACUUGUUAGCUUUUUUGUUUUCAAGGAUGUCGCUUGCAUGGAUAUGUAUUGGAAAAAGUCAAGUAUAUUUCGGGACAGUCAUGUUUUUUAUCCAGAUUGUGUGCUGAGUUUUUAGAUCUAAUGUUUAGAUCCUCUCAGCCACUCCCUGUCAUUUCUGUACUGAGCUAUGUUUCCACGCAAUUCAGAUUGAACCAGUUCACAACUUUGGCUACUUUAUAUAUUUUUUUCAACUUAAUCUUCAGCACUAACAGAAGAUGGGAGCAACAAUAUAUUUUAUCCUAUAGAUGGAUCACCAUGUCUGAUUUUCACUUUUAUUUCAGUGUGCAGAUCAUCAUUAUGUUUAUUUUCUUAAACAUUAACAGUAACACAAGCAGUUACUUGCUUCCAUAAUUAGAGCUGAGAAAACAUCUGCACACAUCACACAGUUUGUAACUGACCUACUGUAAUUAUCAUGGUUCCCACGGACAUGUAAUACUUGGAAAAGUCAUGGAGUUUUACAAUCACAUUUUCCAAUAACCCCAAAGAAACAGAAAACAAAAAUGGCUCCAAACCGUCACUUUCUAAACUAAUGUUUGAUUUUGAACCCAAUGUGUAUGAAAAAUAUAAGUAGGGCAAAAAGAAAAACUUUUGAAAUUUUGUCCAUUAAAAUGUGCUGAACCCUGAA
Messenger RNA from Plectropomus leopardus (leopard coralgrouper), 2344 nucleotides. It is a transcript of the gene ccndbp1, whose product is annotated as cyclin D-type binding-protein 1. The record is from RefSeq and is a predicted model, not a curated record. Gene Ontology annotation, cellular component: nucleus. Lineage: Eukaryota; Metazoa; Chordata; Actinopteri; Perciformes; Serranidae.